Messenger RNA from Prorocentrum cordatum, 2101 nucleotides. The record is from the annotation of a GenBank genome assembly. NCBI's taxonomy places the organism in Eukaryota, Dinophyceae, Prorocentrales, Prorocentraceae.
AGAGUCCGGGAGCCAAGCGCACGCGUUCCCCGGGCGACCGUCGGUGCGCAUGGCGGGCAGCUCCGCGAUGGCCCGCGGGGCGGAGGCCGCUCCGCCCCCCUGCUGCGCGGGCCGGCGCCCGCUCCCGGCACGCCUGGCCGCUCUGCUCGCCGGCUCCGCGGCAGCGGCCACGGCCGCCGCCGCGUGGUCGGCGGCGCCGCGCCGGCCGAGCUCGGAGGCAUCGCCGGGCUCGCGCGCCGUCGGGCUCUACGAGGCUAACGCGAAGACCGCGUUCGCAAAGAAGCUUGUGUCCGACGCGCCUAUGGAGUGUGCCUGGUGGCCGCCGGAGGAAGGUUCCAACGGAUCUCCCCAGAGACAAUGUGAACACGGCAACGGCCUGGGGAACGGUUAUGUAUAUUUUUGGAACGCUCGCCGUGGAACCCCUUUUGCCGUUUGUGGCCAGUCUGCGAAUUGCGACUGUUGCAGGAAGAAGGUCUCUCAUGUGGCCUUCGCCGACUCGUGGAGAAAAGCGCGCGAGGGAUCUGGCUGUAGCAACUAUGAAAGCAUCCGCGUCUUCGAGACCGUCCACUCGGGCAGCGCGGACAGUUGCGGAGAGUAUUGCAAGGCGCAUCAAGGUUGUGUGGGCUUCGAGUUCCAGAAGUUGAGCGACCAGCAUUGCCCUCGCAACUCUGGUUCAGGCACCGGCGCGUGCCUACUGUGGUUCGGAGAGUGCAAGGAGGACUCGAACGGCUGCUACGAUCGCUACGAGAUGACGACGUCUGGCGUCGAGGUCGCGGUCGUACGAAAGUUGGAUGACCAUUGGAAGCGAACUGAGCAGAUGGGUUGCGCGAACUGGCAGAGCAUCCAGCUCGGGGGCACCACCACCGCCGCGGAUUCCAGUCAGUGCGCGGCGCUGUGCGACAUGCACGCUUCUUCUUGCAAGGGCUUCGGCUUUAAGACGACAAACACUUGCAGCGACUCGAAUUCUGGCCACAUCGGAGCCUGCGUGCUGUUCGGCGCCGGGAAAUGCAGUUUUCAUGGCAACCGCUGCUGGGACCAUUAUUGGCGCAUGGACUCGAAGCCGACCACCCUGGAGGCCACUGGGCUGAUGCCCAGCUCACCAAGUGCUUCGGCUUCUCUAGCAGCAAACGCAUCGUCGGGAUUCGCAGGAGAUGGAGCCGCACCCGUCGGGGUCACGACCACUGGGACCACAGGGGCCCCGGCGAAGCGAAUGAUCAUGCAGCCCAUUUUUCCCGCGCUCAUAGGCGGGGCGAAUGCCUCGCGACCACCUGCGGACUUUCAGCAGCCCCUGGGGUCGCAGGAGGAACACGAGCCGAAGCCGCCCCCAGAGGACACACGGGGCAACAACGCCACGCACGACGGCCCUGGCGCCGCCACACUGGCGGACGGUCUGAGCGGCUUGCCCGCGGUUUCGCCAGGCGGCGGCACUGUGCACGGCGGAAACGACACCAUCACGCAGGCAGGCGACCUGAGCGUCUUCGCCGCGGACGACAUCGCGGAGAUCGAGGACGUGGGCUCCACGGCAGCGCCCCGCGGCGGCCAGCAGUCUCGCGGGGAGGUGUCCGGGUUUCUGCUGAUCCAGACCAACCAUCCCGGUGACUUCAUCAACGACCCGGUGGUGGGCGCCGCCCUGCUCGAGCUCGUGGCCGACCUGCUGGGCGUCGCGAGUUCGCGCGUGUCCGUCAGCAUGUGGGGGCAGGCCGCGCGGCGCCUGGCGGAGGCGCCGCUCGACGGCUCCGCGCAGACGGACGGUCUGAGCGGCUUCCCUGCGGAUGCGCCGGGCAACGGCACCGCGCGCGGCGGCGGCGACGAAGUCCUGCAGGUAGGUGACCUCAGCAGCCUCGCCGUAAGCGGGGUCGCGGAGAUCGAGGACGCGGCCGCGUCGGCCUCCUCGGCGGGGGCCCUCGGCGAGGAGCGCGGGCCCGUGAUCGUGGCCUUCGUGCUCGACGCUGGCGGGCUCCAGGGCGCUGGCGAGCUGGAGGCGACCCUCGCCGGCCUGGAGGCGGCGCCCGCCACCGACGCGCUGGCGGCCGCCCUGGAGCGCCGGGGGCACCGGGCGCUCGUCAGGCCCUGGGGCGGCGCGCAGAAGCGAGGAGGGUAA